AUGGAAGCAGCAGCAGCAGACGAGGAGAGGCCCCUGCUUCAUCUCCUACCGUAUAAUCAGGAUGUAGGUUCAGAAUACACCGGCGAUGGAUCUGUUGACAUCAACAAUCAGCCUGCUCUGAAGUGCAACACAGGCAAUUGGGGGGCGUGCUACAUGAUUUUAGGUGUCGAGUUCUGCGAAUGCAUCGCCUUCUACGCAAUCGCGACCAACUUGGUAACCUACCUCGCCACCGUGCUCCACGAAAGCAAGGUCGCUGCUGCGCGGGAUGUCUCUGCCUGGGUCGGCGCAUGCUUCCUCACACCACUUAUUGGGGCCUUCUUGGCGGACUCAUAUCUGGGAAGAUACUGGACGAUAGUUGUUUCCCUUCCAGUCCACACCAUCGGAAUGCUCGUGCUCACAGUUGCAGCAUCAGUCCCGACAUCCUACUACCAUGGUGAUGUUCAUCGUACUGUGGUGGUGUACCUGGGACUCUAUCUUGCCGCACUUGGGACCGGUGGCAUUAAACCCUGUGCGUCAGCCUUCGGUGCCGACCAAUUCGACAGUGGAGACCUGACGGAGCUGGAGAAGAAGGGCUCCUUCUUCAACUGGUACUACUUCCUGCUCAAUCUCGGCUCCCUUCUGUCAAGCACACUGCUUGUUUGGCUGCAGGACAAUGGUGGGUGGGGGCUCAGUUUUGCAAUCCCAACGGUGCUCAUGACCUUGGGCCUAGCAGUAUUUGUUGGUGGCUCCAGAGUGUACAGGUUCAGGAAACUGAGAGCAAGCCCAUUCACGAGUAUCUGUCAGGUGCUCGUUGCGGCCGUCAGGAAGUGGCAUGUGCAACUGCCAGAUGAUAUCUCACUCUUGUACGAGCUGGCCAGUUCGUCAUCAUCAGCUGAAUCAAGUCACAAAAUUCAGCAUACAAGUCAAUUCAGGUUUCUAGACAAGGCUGCCACUGUGCCGCCCCCGUUAGACCAGACAUGCAUGGUGUUGCCGUUGUGUUCAUGGAGUCUCUGCACAGUGACCCAAGUUGAGGAGUUGAAGAUACUGCUACGGAUGUUCCACGUCUGGGCGUCGUUCGUGAUCUUCUAUGCAGUCGCUGGGCAGACCGCAUCGACGUUUAUCGAGCAGGGGAUGGUCAUGGACAACCACGUCGGCCAGUUCGCAAUCCCACCUGCCUCCCUCUCUAUUGUCAGCGUGUUCAGCGUCCUUAUCGGGGUUUUCAUCUACGAAUCCGUGCUAGUGCCACUCGCGCGGCGUUAUACUGGCAAGGCGAAGGGCUUCUCACAGACGCAGCGCCUUGGAAUUGGCUUUGCGCUGUCCAUGCUGACCAUGAUCUACUCAGCAAUGCUCGAGAUGAAGAGAUUGGCGACCGCACAAGCUAGCGGCCUGAGAGACCAGAAUGUGCCCGUGCCAGUGAGCAUUCUGUGGCAAGUGCCUGCAUAUGUAAUGCAUGGUGCAGCCGGGGUUUUCGCAGGAAUCGGCAUGAUGGAGUUCUUCUACGAUGAGGCCCCUUACACCAUGAAGAGCCUUUGUGCAGCAUUCGCACAGCUUGCAGUUGCGUCCGCAGCUUACUUCAACGCGCUCGUAUUUAGUGUUGUUGCGGUGGCCACGGCGCACGAUGAUGCUCCUGGAUGGAUCCCGGAUAAUCUGAAUGAAGGGCAUUUGGACUAUUUCUUCUGGAUGAUGGCUGCUCUUAGCUUACUGAAUCUGGCGCAAUUUGUGCACUACUCCAUGAGUUUUAUCUCUGCCUAUUCUCUGUACUUAACAGUCAAGUCCAAGCCAAGAGAAGAAUCUGAAACAAAAUUAAUAAAGUUCUUUGGUGUGGGCGCACGAGCUGGUUACACUGUCACAACUUCAAAAGUUUAUUUGAUGCAAAUCAGAGUUUGA
This is a messenger RNA of Triticum turgidum subsp. durum (durum wheat), 1866 nucleotides long. The record is from the annotation of a GenBank genome assembly. Lineage: Eukaryota; Viridiplantae; Streptophyta; Magnoliopsida; Poales; Poaceae.